CCUCUAAGCUCGCGCCGGGAGUCCAGCCACUCACUGGGGCUGAUCUGGGGAACUGUGACAGGCGCCUCCCGGGAGACCCAAUGGAGUCGUCGGCAAGGAGUGCAAGGCAGGGAACAACGAGGCGGCGCAGCCCGCACUUACCGGCGGCGGCCGAGAAGAAGGAGGAGCCGCCGGAGACGAAGCAGAAGCCGCAGCCCUCGCCAAAGAGGCUCGGGCGGAGUGUGGAAGACAGCCAGAAUCCAGUCUUUCGAGAGGUGAUCAAUUUUAAGCCAAUUCCCUUUCCAGUUAGAAACUAUGACAAGAUCACCACUGAACCUGUCAGCUUUUACUUUUCUUCACUGGAGGAGCUUCUGGCAUGGACACCAGUUAGUGAGGAUGCCUUUAACAUUGCUAUGAUACCCCUAGCAGAUCGCCAACCCUCACUUCAAAGCCAGAGGCCUCGGACUCUGGUGUGCCAUGACAUGAUGGGCGGUUACUUAAAUGACAGGUUUAUUCAAGGCUGUAUGACAGAGUCUCCCUACAUCUUCUACCACUGGCAAUUCAUAGACAUCUUUGUGUACUUCAGCCAUCACACAGUCACCAUCCCUCCAGUGGUCUGGACCAACGUUGCCCAUAAGCAUGGGGUCUCUGUGCUAGGGACCUUGAUCACAGAGUGGACAGAAGGUGGGAGGCUCUGUGAGAAAUUUUUGUCUGGAGACCCGUCCUCUUACCAGAAGGUGGCGGAUCAGCUAGUCCGCAUUGCACAGUUUUUUCGCUUUGAUGGCUGGCUGAUCAACAUUGAGAACUCACUGAGCGCGACUGCAGUGGGGAACACUCCUUUUUUCUUGCGAUACCUGACUGAACAGUUACACCAACAUGUAUCAGGUGGAUUGGUGAUUUGGUAUGAUAGUGUAACAAAGGAUGGACAGCUGAACUGGCAAAAUGAAUUGAAUGAAAGAAAUAGGGUAUUCUUUGACUCCUGUGAUGGCAUCUUUACCAAUUACAACUGGAAGGAGGAACACUUGGAACGUAUGGCACCCUUUGAAGUGAGAAAGGCAGAUGUGUAUGUAGGAGUGGACAUAUUUGCCCGGGGAAAUGUCGUGGGAGGUGGAUUUGACACAAACAAGUCACUAGAGCUGAUCCGGAAGCAUGGGUUCUCAGCUGCGCUCUUUGCUCCUGGCUGGGUGUAUGAGUGCUUGGAUAAUAAGGAUUUCUUCCAGAACCAGGAUAGGUUUUGGAGUUUGUUGGAGCAAUAUCUGCCCACUCACAGCAUUUGUUCCCUGCCCUUUGUCACCUCAUUCUGUCUGGGCUUGGGAACACGGAGAUUCUCCUAUGGACAGGAGGAGACAGUAGGACCCUGGUACCACCUGAGUGCUCAGGAAAUCCAGCCUAUCUUUGGAACCCAUAAAUUAGAAAGUGAGUCUGGUUGGGUGAGGAUUCACAGCUGCUUGAUGGAUGCCUGGAAUGGAGGAAGCUCCCUGCUUGUGCAUGGGAUGAUUCCUUCCAACACUGGGAAGGUAGCUGUGAGGCUUUUUUCUCUGCAGGUCCUAGCACCACCAAAAAUUUAUCUGUCACUAAUAUACAAACUGGAAGGGCACACAGAUAUCACCGUUGCAUUGGAACUUUCCACCCUGGAUGUUAGAAGAUGUAACAUUGGAGGCAUCUCGUCUGUACAUGCAGGGCCAACCACUAGGCACACUCCCCGACCUCUCCAGAUGCCCCCAGCCAAGCUGCUCAAGUGGGUUGGUAGAUGCAGCCAGCAGUUCGACGGAGGCUGGAUCCAUCGCUGCUAUGAAGUUAAUCUUCAGAACUGCUUUUUGCAAGACAUCUUUGUUAAUUUCACACGCCCCUUGGGAAGCCAGAACGAUGAAAACUUUACUUGUCGCCUUGGGGAAAUCCAGGUAGUGGAUGCAAACAGCCUAAUGACACCCUUGUCCCAGGUCCGGGACCUAACUGCCUCCCACACCUGCUGGCAGCGUAUCCACUCAGAGGUACACAGGUUCAAAAUAAAGCUUCUUCUCAGCUGCACUCUCCACUGGUCCUACCUGUUACCUCAAGCCUGUGGCUUCCGGAUCUACCAUCGGGGAGGGAGCUAUUCACGUAGAAAGGAGCUGCUGGACUCAGAAGAACCCACGUUCUUGGGUCUAGCCCAUAGCAAUAUGUACCGUGUGGUGAACCUGGAAGUAGAAGAAGCCCCAGCUGGCCAUGACUGCUUUGUGGAGUUCUUGGUACAACCUAUUCCCAAGGAAGGAUUCUUGGUUCCUCAGGUAGAGUGGGGCAGAUUGACUCUGCUGUACUCAAAACCCAGUAAGCAUUAAAGCAGAACUUUCUCAUUGACUCCA
Molecule: messenger RNA, 2321 nt
Organism: Phascolarctos cinereus (koala)
Lineage: Eukaryota; Metazoa; Chordata; Mammalia; Diprotodontia; Phascolarctidae
Gene: ENGASE
Product: endo-beta-N-acetylglucosaminidase
Biological process (GO): protein deglycosylation
Cellular component (GO): cytoplasm
Molecular function (GO): mannosyl-glycoprotein endo-beta-N-acetylglucosaminidase activity
Source: RefSeq, a predicted model, not a curated record